CGUCUAGCUAUAAAAGUACCAUUCGGUGCAAGAAACUUGGCAAUUUUGAGUUUUAAGUUGCCAAAGUGAGAACACGAAGAACGAAAGGAAUAGUGAAAUGAAACAAAUCUUCUUAUUUGUGUCGUUUUUAGCGGUAGUGGCUCCUACCUUGGCUGCUACAGAUACUUUCUUCUGUUACUUUGCUACAUGGGCAACGUAUCGGAAUGGAAAUGGAAAAGUUGAUGUUGAGGAUAUCGAUCCGAAUCUAUGCACUCACGUAAUUUACACCUUUGUGGGAUUAACAUCUUCAGGAGAUGUGAAUUUGCUGGAUUCUUGGUAUGACAUAAGUCUAGGAGGAUUUUCGAGAUUCAUGAAUUUGAAGAAACAGAACCCAAACCUAAAAUUAAUGGUGGCAAUGGGUGGCUGGAAUGAAGGUUCAACAACCUACUCUAAUGUGGCUAAUUCACCUAGCUUGCGUGCCGCCAUGGUGUCAAAUGUUGUUGCAUUUUGCAAAAGAUACGGAUUUGAUGGAUUUGAUCUAGAUUGGGAGUAUCCUGGUCUCCGAGGUGGUGCAUCCACGGACAGGGCGGCUUUCAUUGAGCUUUUAAAGGACUUAAGAACGAGGUUUAACAGUGAAGGAUUACUUCUAACAACAGCCGUCGGAGCUUCAGCACACUUCCUGUCCUCAUCCUACAAUGCUGCCGAAAUGGCAAAGUAUUGUCACUACAUAUUGCUUAUGACCUAUGAUUUACGCUCAGCAUAUGAUGGAGCAACAGGACAAAAUGCACCGCUUUAUGCUAGUUCCAAAGAAUCCUCUGGAGUUUCGACUUACAACGUUGAUGCAGCCGUGAAGGCCUGGAUUGGUGCAGGAGCAGAUCCAGCACGUCUAGUACUUGGAAUCCCCCUAUAUGGCAAAUCGUUCACUUUAGCUAGUUCAGCUACCAAUGGACUAGGUGCUCGCACAACCGGACCAGGACCUAUAGGUCCCUACACUCAGGACCCAGGAACACUAAACUACAUUGAGAUAUGUGAGAAGCAACAACAGGGUGGCUGGACUACUGUUUGGGACAAUGAUCAGAAAGUUCCCUAUACUUAUAAAGGAACCGAAUGGAUAGGUUACGAUAAUGUUGAAUCCGUGAAGAUAAAAGUGGAUUAUGCUAAAUCCUACAACCUUGGUGGAGUUAUGAUCUAUUCCCUGGAACAGGAUGAUAUUCGUGGGGUUUGUGGAGGUGGAAAGUAUCCACUGAUGACGGCGAUUAAAAAUUCCCUGGGAUCUAGUAGUGGGGGAGGUAAUCCAACAACAUCCACGACAACCCAAACGACGACUACUACGAAAGGAACCACAACCACAACUACGAAGGGUACUACAACCACUACCAGGGGGACAACUACUACCACAACCCCUGCCCCCUCCCCAGGAGGAUCUGUGUGCCAAAAGACCGGAUAUGCUCGGGAUCCCAACAACUGCAGCUUAUUCUACAUGUGCGAGAAUAACCAAUAUGGAGGAUUCAAGGAGACACAGUUUGAUUGCAAAACUCUGUGCUUCGAUCUGACGAAGAAUGUUUGCAAUUACUGUAAUCAAGUUAGUUGUUGAACUUCAAGUAAACUAUCAGAGAUUUUUGUGCAACAUUGUGAAAUACAAGAGAGCAUAAAAUAAAUAUCUGGCCAAGACAAAAA
Molecule: messenger RNA, 1656 nt
Organism: Lutzomyia longipalpis
Lineage: Eukaryota; Metazoa; Arthropoda; Insecta; Diptera; Psychodidae
Product: acidic mammalian chitinase-like
Exons: 8
Coding region: 98-1573 (491 amino acids)
Biological process (GO): carbohydrate metabolic process; chitin catabolic process
Cellular component (GO): extracellular region
Molecular function (GO): chitin binding; chitinase activity
Source: RefSeq, a predicted model, not a curated record